Messenger RNA from Salarias fasciatus (jewelled blenny), 4247 nucleotides. RefSeq names its product zinc finger protein OZF-like. NCBI's taxonomy places the organism in Eukaryota, Metazoa, Chordata, Actinopteri, Blenniiformes, Blenniidae. Gene Ontology annotation, biological process: regulation of DNA-templated transcription. Bases 299 to 1516 code for a protein of 405 amino acids. The transcript has 3 exons. Gene Ontology annotation, molecular function: DNA-binding transcription factor activity, RNA polymerase II-specific; RNA polymerase II cis-regulatory region sequence-specific DNA binding. The record is from RefSeq and is a predicted model, not a curated record.
ACCAGAAGAACCAGAACCUCCACAGAUCAAAGAGGAACCACAAGAACUAGAACCUCCACAGAUCAAAGAGGAACCACAAGAACUAGAACCUCCACAGAUCAAAGAGGAACUAGAACCUCCAGAGAUUGAGGAAAACAAUGAACUGGGUAUCAGCCAGGAGGCAGAGGAGCUUCCACUCAAGUUUGAAAGUCUUGAGGAGCAAAAUUACCUGAGUGAACCAGAAGUACCGGACACUAAUCAGUUCCUCUUUUGUGACUCUGAAGUCCACGAUGUGAAGAAAUAUAAUAGCUCAGAAUCAAUGAUAAAUACAAAGCUUAAAAAAAAAAUCAGCACGUUUCAUAGUGAGCGUGUGGAAAACUUUCCUGUGUCGGAGAAGCAGGCUGAAUGUGAAAAGCUUCUCUGUGAGGAAACAACUGCUGAAACUGUCAUUAAAAAACGUAAAAAAUGUCACAAUUUAGAAACUGUUACUUAUAAGAAGAAAGUUUGUGAAAUCUUUAGGGAAAGUUUCAACCAAAAUAAUGAUUUGUUGGUCCACAAGAAAACUCAAACAGGUGAGAAGCCUUAUUCUUGUGAAACAUGUGGGAAAAGUUUCAGGAAGCAAAACUAUUUGUUGGUCCACAUGAGAACUCACACAGGUGAGAAGUCGUAUUCUUGUGAAACAUGUGGGAAACGUUGCAUUCGUUUGAGUAAUUUUUUGGACCACAUGAGAAUGCACACAGGUGAGAAGCCAUAUUCUUGUGAAACAUGUGGAAAAUGUUUCAGUUACCAGACUCAUAAGUCGCGCCACAUGAGAACUCACACAGGGGAGAAGUCGUAUUCUUGUGAAACCUGUGGUAAAAAUUUCAGUCAAGGGAGUCAUUUAUUGACCCACAAGAAAACUCACACGGGUGAGAAGCCACAUUCUUGUGAAACAUGUGGGAAACGUUUCAGUCGUUGGAGUAAUUUUUUGGUCCACAUGAGAACUCACACAGGUGAGAAGCCGUAUUCUUGCGAAACAUGUGGAAAAUGUUUCAGUUGUCAGACUCAUAAGACGCGCCACAUGAGAAUUCACACUGGUGAGAAGCCGUAUUGUUGUGAAACAUGUGGAAAAUGUUUCAGUCGUCAACGCAAUAAGUUGGUCCACAUGAGAACUCACACUGGUGAGAAGCUGUAUUCUUGUGAAACAUGUGGAAAAAGUUUCAGUAACCCCUCUGGUUUGAGACAACACAAGAAAACUCACACAGGUGAGAAACCGCAUUCCUGUGAAACAUGUGGGAGAUGUUUCAGUCGUCGGACUAAUUUACUGAUCCACAUGAGAAUUCACUCAGGUGAGAAGCCGUAUUCUUGUGAAACAUGUGGACAAAGUUUCAGUCACCCCUCUACUUUUAGACUACACAUUAGAACUCAUACAGGUGAGAAGCCGUAUUCUUGUGAAACGUGUGGGAAAUGUUUCACCAGACAGAGUAGUAAGUCGAUCCACAUGAGAACUCACACUGGUUCACACUAUUCUUGUGAGACGCAGGAAAAGUUUCAGUGACCAGUCUUUUAGAAUACACUAGAAAACUCAGAUGGAUGACAAGCCGCAUUCCUGUGAAACAUGUGGACGUUUCCUCCUCCUUAGUGAUUUUUUUUACACUAUAUGAGAACUCACACAGGUAAGUCGCUGUAUUUUUCUCAGAAAUGUGAGAAUCGAUUUCAUCAUUGUUUAUUGUCCUGCCACAAUACGUGAAAGACUCGUCGGGAGGUGUCAUUCAUGAAGUUUAGCUUGAGCCCAAAAUCACAAUGUAUCAUCCGGUCCAAAGGAAAACCUAGUCUCACUCCAAAUGUUGUUAUACCUAUGUUAGUUCACAGCAUAUUUAUGUUGUCAUUUCAGAAAAGCACCUCAAAGUUGGUUACAUUGCUACAUUUCAUCUGCCCAGUCUUUCCUAUGGGCAUAACCUUAGAUCAAAUGAGUGUCGUCCCUCCGCCUGACUCCAAUGAAAAACAUGGCCAACAUUUGAAAUUGCUGUAUUUGAAGAUACUCUGUUUCUUUGCCUUCAUUUUGAUGACUUUUCCUUCCAUUUGGUUUAUGUACAUGAUCCGUCGUUUCUUCAUUUUGAUAUUCUUUCUUUCAGCUCAAUCAACAACACUGUGGCAAUGCUGUGAUUUUAGUUGAUUUUGCGUCACGGGCUGAAACCCAUUUUACAGUCGAUACAGAGCAGAUCUGGAGCUCCACAGGUUUGCCAUUCCCACCAGAUGCAGUUGCGGAGUGCAAGAGGGAACUGAGGACUGGCAUCCGGUCAUCUGUAGCAUGGUGAAUCCGUCAUCUUCCGUCCAAUCCUUUGCGUGUCGGCUGCUGUAUCCAGAAGAGACUCGCUGUCAGAUCAUUUUUCACUCAAGUUUCAGGCGCAUCAAACUUCAGGAUGAGUUUGGAUCAAUACAGAAAGCGGUACUGACUCUACAUUACCAGUUUUUGGUACUUUAGUGUGUGUUUCUGUCGUAAUAAAUGUUCAUUUAUUGCUGGCAGCAGAUGAGUCGCUAACAGAUGCUGUGCUAAUAAUUUUAUUGAAAAUGCACUUUACAUUUCAAUGAAAUCUCAAAGUGCUACAGCAGUACAGAGUUAAAACAACAACAAAUAGCAAGAGUUUGAAAUGCUUUACAAAAAUCAAAACAUCAAAACAAUGUUGUUGAAAGACUUCUAAUAGGCCUUUUUUAAAGACCUCCACACUUUGUGGAGCCCUCAUGGUCUCUGGGAGGGCAUUUCAGAGCCGAGGGGCAACUACCUGGAAGGCCCUGUGUCCCAUGGUGGAGAGUUUAGUCCUUGGUUGGUGAAGGCAGUAGGUGGAAGAGGAGGAGUGCAGUCUUCGUGUGGCGGUGUGGAUGGUGAGUAAUUCGCUGAGGUCGGCAGGGGCAGUUCCAUGGAUGCACUGAUGGGUGAAGAGGCAGAGUUUAUAUUGUAUUCUGUAUUGUAUGGGUAACCAGUGAAGGGACUUGAGGACAGGAGUGAUGUGAUCGUAUCUGCGCCUCCUCGUCAGGAUCCAGGCAGCACAGUUCUGAAUGUACUGGAGUUUUUGGAGGCUCUUGCCAGGGAUCCCGGCGAGGAGGGCAUUGCAGUAGUCCAAACUGGAGGAGACAAAGGCAUGGACCAACCUCUCAGCAUCUGGUUUGGAGAGGGAGGGACGGAGUUUGGAGAGGUUUUUGCGAUGGAAGAAAGAGACCUUGCAGAGGUGGCGGAUAUGGGUGUCAAAUGAGAGAUGAGAGUCCAAUUUAAUUCCUAGGUUUGUAACAGAGGUGGAAAGGGGAAUGUUCUGAUCCAAAAUGGUUAUGCUGUUGAGGGAGAGAGACUGGGUCUGAUGCAGAGUGCCUAUUAUGAUGGCUUCAGUUGUAUUGCUGUUGAAUUGGAGAAAGUUGGUUGCCAUCCAUGCCUUAAUCUCCUCCAGGCAGGCUUGAAAUGUAGCUGGCAGAGCUGAAGGGAUUGUGGAGUCCAUCUUCAUAUAUAACUGUGUGUCAUCGGCGUAGCAGUGGAAAGAAACCUUGCGUUUAUUGAAUAUCUGACCUAGGGGGAGAAUGUAGAUGGUGAACAGGGUUGGACCAAGGACAGACCCUUGUGGUACUUCACAGGUGACGGUGUGCGGUGAUGAUGUUGAUUGUCCAAGGGCCACAUGCUCUGUACUAUCGGUGAGAUAUGAUUUGAACCAGUUUAGUGCUGUACCAGAGAGUCCGACCGUGGUCUGGAGCCGAUGGAGCAGGAUGGUGUGAUCAACAGUGUCAAACGCGGCCGACAAAUCUAGCAGGAGGAGGAGGGAUGGUGAGCCCCGGUCUGCAGUCACCAGCAAAUCAUUGAUAACGCGGACCAGGGCCGUCUCUGUACUGUGAGAUUGGCGGAAUCCAGACUGAAAUUUUUCAUACAGAUUAUGGAGUUGGGUAUGAACAACUUUUUCCAGGGCCUUUGAUAUAAACGGGAGGGUUCAUACCGGUCUAUAAUGGACUAAAAUGCUUGGGUCGAGAGUUGGCUUUUUUAAAUGGGGGCGUAUAACAGCAGUUUUGAGAGGUGGGGGGACAUGACCGGAUUGAAGUGACUGACUGAUGAUGACAGUGAUUAAUGGACUGAUGGCAGAGAUGUUUGAUUUAAGUAACUGUGUUGGGAGAGGAUCCAGUGGGCAUGGAGAGGUCCUCAUGCUUUUUAGAACCCUCUCAACCUCCGACUUGGUGACAUCUGAGAAUAGAGGGAGAGUGUUCGGUAGUUCAGGGAGAGAAGUGCCCAAGAGAGGUGUGGAGAUCGGAACAGC